AUGGCCUCGGUCGCUACUUCCAUCGCUUCGGCGGAUGCGCAAUCCUUCCCGCAACAUCUCAAGAUGCCCACCUGCAACUCCAGAGCUCCGCUCAAGAAGAGAUCCAAGAGGAAGCAUGAGAGUCUCUCUAGUUCUCUGUGUGCGACCCUUGUCGAGCACCAGUUGGGCCUGUCAAUCAACGUCCUCAUGCUUCUCGUCAUGACGCACAUCUGCUUCCCCAGCCUCCGCUCCUCGACCAUCCACUACUUCACGCUAUCCUACUAUGAUGCGCAGACGGGUCUCUACAACCCCGGCUGCCAGGACCUGAAGUUCGUCUCGCUCUGUAUCAUCGUCUUCACCGCUCUUCGCGCUGCCGCCAUGGACUAUGUUCUGGUCCCAAUGGCCAGGAAAUGUGGCAUCCACAAGAAGAAGGCUACCAUUCGCUUUGCCGAGCAGACAUGGUUGGUCCUGUACUAUGCCACUUUCUGGAUCCUCGGAACAUAUCUUGUCUACGAAUCCCCCUACUUCAACAACCUGCCCGCAAUGUGGUCAGACUUCCCGACACGCUCCAUGACUGGCCUGUUCAAACUGUACUAUCUGGCUCAAUUCGGUUUCUGGCUGCAGCAAAUUCUGGUCAUCAACAUUGAAGAGCGCAGAAAGGAUCAUUGGCAAAUGUUCACCCACCACAUCAUUACAUGCUUGCUAUUGAUUGGCAGCUACGGCUACUACCAGACAAAGGUAGGCAACGUCAUCUUGUGUCUGAUGGACGUGGUCGAUCUGGUCUUCCCUAUCGCCAAGCUGCUCAAGUACAUGGGCUUGCAAACCGCUUGCGACAUUGCCUUCGGCGUUUUCAUGCUGUCCUGGUUCGUCGCUAGACACGUCUUCUACCUCGCCGUCUGCUGGUCCCUCUACGCCGACGUUCCCGUCGAAAUGCCCUACGGCUGCUACAAUGCCGUGACUGGCGACAAGACCUCCGAGGAUGGUGGCAGUGAUGUCCUUUCCAAUGUUCUGCACGCCUACACUAGCGGCAGCGCCGACGUAUGCUUCAACAAGAAGAUCCACUACGGCUUCCUGGGCCUACUACUCGCACUCCAGGUCAUCACCAUCAUUUGGUUCGGCAUGAUCUGCCGCGUCGCAUAUCGUGUUAUUCUAGGCAAAGGAGCCGACGACACUCGCUCUGAUGACGAAGAAGAAGAAGAAGAAGAGGAAGAGGGGGAAGAGGAUACCCUGGAGACUGUGAGAGACUUUUCUACAAAGGAGCCUGAGCUCCGAUUGGCACCACAAGAGGAGGAGGUCGGUGUUGAGAGCCUUCGAUUCACCCGGCGACCCAGCCCAGCGGCAAAGCGGACCGCUGAGAAGAGCCGUGCCAGUGGCAUCAGCAUACCCGGCAACCACAAAGAACUGCUGGGCCGCAUCGGUUGCGACAAGCCAGCAGGUGGGUCCUAG
This is a messenger RNA of Aureobasidium subglaciale EXF-2481, 1425 nucleotides long. RefSeq lists its product as uncharacterized. The transcript has 4 exons. Gene Ontology annotation, biological process: ceramide biosynthetic process. Gene Ontology annotation, cellular component: membrane. NCBI's taxonomy places the organism in Eukaryota, Fungi, Ascomycota, Dothideomycetes, Dothideales, Saccotheciaceae. Gene Ontology annotation, molecular function: sphingosine N-acyltransferase activity. The record is from RefSeq and is a predicted model, not a curated record. Bases 1 to 1425 code for a protein of 474 amino acids.